GACAUUAGCGCAGUUGCACUGCUCUCACACACUCACCUACCAACACAGAUCAGUCAGACUUACACACAUCUCACUCCAGCUCAGUCUAAAGCUGGGAUCCUUCUGACAAUUCGCACGUUAGCGGGCUCGUCUGAGCUCAGGCGUCCAGUAGGACCUCCUCUGGUGUCUCUCCCUGUGUCCCCUCUGGGGUUCAGUCUGUGCCUCCGCUGGAGCUGGACCAAAACGCACAUCUCUGAUACUCAUCGUAUGGACAAAGGCUUGAGUGAUGAGAGUUAGGUGGAGAUAGAGAAAGGCAGACAGAGAGAUAGAGAGACGGUGGCUUGGGGGGGGUUGAAAAGCCUUUGCUGGUUGCUGAAGCAAGGCAAGGAACCGUUGUCAACGGCGACGCAGCAGCAGCAUGUCUCAAAUGAAACGAUACACUUACAGCAGGGGUUUUUCUCUCUCGUCCCAGACCACCAGCAGCGGCAGCAGCAGGAUGAGUUCAGAUGGAGGAGGGCGGCCUGUUAAGGUGGGCUCUCUGGUUGAGGUCAUCGGGAAAGGUCAUCGCGGCACCGUGGCGUAUAUUGGAAACACCCUCUUUGCUUCUGGGAAAUGGGUGGGAGUCAUUCUAGAUGAACCUAAAGGCAAGAAUGAUGGGACUGUUCAGGGUAAACGAUAUUUCACCUGCCAGGAGAACCAUGGGAUAUUUGUACGCCAAUCACAGAUCCAGUUAGUGGAGGAUGGGGCCGACACGACAUCUCCUGACACACCUGACGCUGCCACCUCCAAAAUGCUGAAGCGGGAGAUAAUUGAAGGUCCAAAGUCAAACAAAGUGCGAGGAACCAAACCCAAAAAGGCACCUACGACUCGUAAGACCACCACCAGAAGGCCCAAGCAAACGCGGGCUGGAGUGGGGGUGAAGGUGGGCUCAGGUUCAGCUUCUGCUGGAGAGAUGAGCAGCAGUGAACCCAGCACACCUGCCCAAACACCGCUGGCUGCUCCAGUUAUACCUUCACCUGUGGGGACACUGCCCUCACCCGGGGCUCCUCCCAUCCCGGGACCCAGCAAGGAAGAGGAGUCGCUGCGAGCCCAGGUGAAGGACCUGGAGGAGAAACUGGAGACGCUGAAGAUGAAGAGGACCGAAGACAAGGCAAAGCUCAAGGAGCUUGAGAAGCACAAGAUUCAGCUAGAACAGCUGCAGGAGUGGAAGAGUAAGAUGCAGGAACAACAAAAUGACCUGCAGAAACACCUCAAGGAGGCCAAGAAGGAAGCUAAGGAAGCUCUUGAGGCUAAAGAGCGCUACAUGGAAGAGAUGGCGGAUACAGCGGAUGCCAUUGAGAUGGCCACACUGGAUAAGGAGAUGGCUGAAGAGCGGGCUGAGUCCCUGCAACUGGAGGCUGAUGCUCUGAAAGAGAGAGUGGACGAGCUGACCAUGGACCUGGAGAUACUCAAACAUGAGAUAGAGGAAAAAGGAUCAGAUGGAGCAGCGUCGAGUUACCAUGUGAAGCAGUUAGAGGAGCAGAAUGCUCGACUCAAGGAGGCUUUGGUGAGGAUGCGUGACUUGUCUGCAUCAGAGAAACAAGAGCACGGAAAGCAACAGAAGCUAAUGGAAAAGAAGAAUUUUGAGCUGGAUGCGCUGAGAUGCCAGAAAGAGAAACUACAGGAGGAGAUGAAGAUGGCUGAGAAAACGAUUGAUGAGCUCAAAGAGCAAGUGGAUGCUGCUCUCGGGGCGGAGGAGAUGGUGGAGAUGUUGACGGAUCGUAAUCUGGACCUGGAGGAGAAAGUACGGGAGCUCAGAGAAACUGUCACAGAUCUGGAAGCCAUCAAUGAGAUGAAUGAUGAGCUGCAGGAGAACGCCAGAGAGACGGAGCUGGAGCUGAGAGAGCAGUUGGAUCUGAGUGCCGCCAGCAUCAGGGAGGCGGAGAAGAGGGUGGAGGCGGCACAAGAAACGGUGGCAGACUACCAGCAGACCAUCCAGAAAUACAGAGAGCUCACCGCACACCUGCAGGAGGUGAACAGGGAGCUGAUGAGCCAACAGGAGGCCAGCACCGAGCAGCAGCAACAGCCUGCAGAGAUCUUCGAUUUCAAGAUCAAAUUCGCAGAAACCAAAGCUUACGCCAAGGCCAUAGAAAUGGAGCUGCGUAAAAUGGAGGUAACUCAGGCUAACAGACAGGUGUCACUGCUGAUUUCCUUCAUGCCUGACUCCUUCCUGAAGCACGGAGGAGACCAUGACUGUAUCCUGGCUCUACUUCUCAUCCCACGACUCAUCUGCAAGGCGGAGCUGAUCAGUAAGCAGGCUCAGGAGAAGUUUGAGCUGACGGAGACGUGCUCUCAGAAGGCAGGGAUGAGAGGAGCCGCCGGAGAGCAGCUGAGCUUUGCUGCUGGACUCAUCUAUUCUCUCACACUGCUACAGGCAACACUGCACAAAUACGAACAUGCUCUGAGUCAGUGCAGCGUGGAUGUGUACAAGCGUGUGGGCUCUCUGUACUCUGAGAUGAGCGUUCAUGAGCGAUCCCUGGAUUUCCUCAUUGACCUCCUUUACAAAGACCUGCUGGAUGAAACCGUCAACGUGGAACCUCUUACAAAAGCUAUUAAAUACUAUCAGCACCUUUACAGUAUUCAUCUCGCUGAACAGCCUGAGGACUGUACCAUGCAGUUAGCAGACCACAUUAAAUUUACCCAGAGUGCUCUGGACUGUAUGGCAGUAGAGGUGGGCCGUCUGAGGGCCUUUAUACAGACAGGGCAGGACGAGGAAGCGUUUUGUGUGCUGCUGAAGGAUCUAGACACUUCCUGUAGUGAUAUACGACAAUUCUGCAAGAAGAUCCGUCGUCGCAUGCCAGGCACAGACGCACCCGGCAUCCCAGCAGCCCUCAGCUUUGGAGCACAGGUGUGUGAGACCCUGGCCGAGAGCAGAAGGCAGCUGGCCUGGGUGAAUGCAGUGCUGCAGGAAGUGGCAGCAGCAGCCGCUCAGCUCAUCGCCCCUCUCAGUGAACACGAGGGACUGCCAGCCAUCAAACUGGAAGACAUGGCCUUUAAAGCAGCUGAACAGAUCUAUGUGUCACAGGGCAUAAACCCUCAGGAGUGUCUGCGGCAGUCGUGCAGUGUGGUCAUUGCAACCAUGAACAAGAUGGCUACUGCUAUGCAGGAGGGAGAAUAUGACUCUGAAAGACCACAGAAUGGAAUAUCUCCUGUGGAAGUCCGAGCAGCAGCCCUGAGGGCAGAAAUCACUGAUGCUGAAGGACUCGGCCUCAAACUUGAAGACAGAGAGACUGUCAUCAAAGAGCUUAAGAAAUCCCUUAAGAUAAAGGGAGAGGAACUGAGUGAGGCCAACGUGCGUCUCAGUUUAUUGGAGAAAAAGCUGGACAGUGCGUCUAAAGAUGCAGAUGAGCGGGUGGAGAAGAUCCAGACAGUCCUAGAUGAGACCGUUUCGCUCCUGAAGAAGAAGGAAAAGGACUUUGAGGAGACCAUGGAUGCUCUCCAGGCUGACAUAGACCAACUAGAGGCAGAGAAAGCAGAGCUCAAGCAGAGAAUCAACAGCCAAUCAAAGAUGAGCAUGGAGGGCCUGAGAGGAAGUCAAGGCUCUGGUAUCGCUUCUAUUGUGACCUGUGGCAUUAGUGCUGAAGAACAAAAAGGUGUAUGUGCCGCUUCAGGAGUGCAAGUGAUAGAUUCUCCACUGCUCACUCAGCAGAUCGAAGCUCAGCGACUCAGUAUAAAGCACCUGAAGAACGAGAACAACAGACUAAAGGCAGAAAAGAUGCGUGCUCAGCUGGCGUCUCUUCCUCCUCUGAACGUGCCAAAGCUGGGCUGGCGGGAGGGCUGCAGGCCUGAGGUGUUGUCUAGCGCCCUCUACCGCAAAACAGACCAACUACUGGACACUCUGCUCCAGAUGAGUGCCAAUGUGAAGGUGGUGGACAUCACAGGGAAAUCUCCAGUGAGUCCCGGGGCACAGAUCAUAGAGCAAACAGCAAGACUGCAGUCGCUCAGUGACACACUCGAUAGGCUUAAGGACGAGGUCGCUGAACACGUAGUGAGUCACAGGCCCGGUGCUCAAGUCUCGUCCGAUUUUGCCACUUUUCCCUGCACUUCCUUUGUGAAGGCAAAAGAGGAGAAGAAAGGAGAUGCUGUGUUGGUCGGUCGUGUGAUGAUGCCUUGCGCCCGAGGGCAGGAACAGGUGCAUCGUCUGGUGCUUUCAAAGACACAGUUACAGAGAGUUCAUGGCCUUCUCCAGACUUAAAAUAACCUCAAAAAAUAAUAACCUCGCUUACAUUCGGUCUUCAAAACAGAAAUCGAAACAACAGAUGUCAUGGACAAUGUGUCUAGGGCCACAAACCAAUAACAAAAAAACGCUAUAAAUCAUGCCAAGCGUCUGGAAAGCUUUGAUUAUAUCACACCAAAUCUGUAAAAUGAUACGUAAAGGCUGCAGAUUUUAAACAUGAGACAUGCUGAGGACGUUUUGACAAUUAGACUUUAUUAACGUAGCAUGAAAUGGAUGAUUCAGCAUGAUCCCUGCUGCUUUAUAUCUGUAUCCAUUUAAUCCCUUUCUUCCUCUAACUGAUUUGGAUUCCUAUUGAUCCAUGUUUACAAGUAUUUAGCUAAAAGGUUUACAGUUCAAACUGUUUAAUUAGUACUUCCUAAGUGAUUUGACUUGAAGCGAUAGUUGACCCAAAAAUGAAAGUUCUUUCAUUUAAUCACUCAUCCUCAUGAUGUUCCAAACCCGUAAGACCCCCAUCUGAAUGUGAAUUAUGAUAUUUUUGAAUAAAUCUGAGAGCUUACUGACCUUUCAUAAAGAUGAAUGUAAGAAUGAAAUAUUCCCAGGCGCAGAAAAGUACUAAAGACAUCAUUAAGAUAGUCCAAGUUCAGGCAUGUUUCGUAAUACUUGGGAAUUCUUGGGAAUGGACAGUGGAGACUGACACAUAAGAGAAGAAAUUGUUGAAUAAAGUUAUUUUUGUGUUCUGUGUGCACAAAAUGUAUUCUUAUAGCUUCAUACGAUUACAUUUGAACCAAUUGAUGUCACUAGACUAUUUUACUGUCUUUCUGGGCCUUGAAUGUUUCAUUUGUGUUGCUGUAUAUGCAUGGGCAAAGAGCUCUAGGAUUUCAUCCAAAAUAUCUUAAUCCAAAAAUGAAUGAAGGUCUUAUGGGUAUGGAAGGACGUGAAAUUGGGUAUUUUUUGACAAAAGUAAACAUUUUGUGGGGAAACUAAACCUUAGAAAUGUUCAAGUGACGGGGAAUAAAACAGGAAAAUUGCCAAUAAAACGGAGGUAGAGACACCAGUCAUUUCGAUUUGACAUCCUCCCAAAUACUCUAGCAACCGCAUAGCAACUGCAUCGCAAUAUACUAAGAACAACUGAAAAUCUUAUAGCAUUGCUCUAGCAACUACCUGAAGCACCAUCAAGUCCUGCAUGCACAAGCAUCGCUUACAUUAUCUUCAUAAAACCUAAAAAUCUAGUUUUUAAUCAAAUGUGCAGUCUCAUUUGUGGUUCGUUGAAUUUUCGUGGGCAAAAUCCAGUCAUUUCAACUGGGAAUGUGUUCAGUGGUUUGAAAGUGACUUCUGUGUGAGCUGUGCUUCAUGCAUACACUUCAUGCUACCCUCUUGUAAGCAGACAACUAAACUUAUUUUGCUCACAAAAUUUUGCUGAUGCGAAUACACCUCAGUUAUCAAGUGUUUCAAACCUUUGAUUUGCCAUUUUAUGCAUGCAGUGUUUACAGGAGGCCAAAGGUAAACUAAAACCCAAUUUUGGGUCUCUAUUUAUGUAAACAAGCACAAGUUAAUUGAUUAUGUUUUUUUCGUUAAAACUGAUCAGAUGCUACUUUAUCAGUGAUUCCUGGACACAGCCCUCUUCAUAUACCCGUUACAGUUACUCAAGUAUCAGACAGGAAAGAUAAUAAGUUCUCAUUCACUUUUCACUUAUACAAUAACAGUCAGAUUUUAAAACUCUGUGUUGCUUGACUGUGAUGCUUGAAUGUGCCAUGCCAAUGUGCUUUUGUAAAGAAAAUACAAUGCAAAUCUUAACGAAUGAUCAGAUUUAGUGCCAAUUAAGGGCAGGUUAACAUCAAUUGAAUGCUGCUGUGGGCAAAAAUAGAGAAGGCGUCAUAUAACAAUAUUUAUUAACUGUUGAACAUUUGUUUCAAGAGAUUGUCAGUAUUCAAGUGGUCUUAAGUUAGCAAAGGUUUGCUAUGUUACUAUUGUCUAAGUUAUUAACCUGUUAUUUAACUGUAUAAAGUGCAUACUGUUGCUUACAGUAUUGUUGAAUGUGUAGGCAUCUUAUAUUUAAUGUGAGUCAAUUAAAUAAAUGAUGUCUGAACAUUU
This is a messenger RNA of Puntigrus tetrazona (Sumatra barb), 6286 nucleotides long. It is a transcript of the gene dctn1b, whose product is annotated as dynactin 1b. The transcript is spliced from 31 exons. The record is from RefSeq and is a predicted model, not a curated record. Lineage: Eukaryota; Metazoa; Chordata; Actinopteri; Cypriniformes; Cyprinidae. Bases 398 to 4213 code for a protein of 1271 amino acids. Gene Ontology annotation, cellular component: microtubule associated complex; kinetochore; axon. Gene Ontology annotation, biological process: nuclear migration; cytoplasmic microtubule organization; establishment of mitotic spindle orientation. Gene Ontology annotation, molecular function: microtubule plus-end binding.